AUUUAUUAUUUACUAUUUUAUUUUUUUUUUUCCCCUUCGCCCUAUCAGUUACACGGCAGGAGAGGAGAGUUCUAUAACCCCGAAGCCCGAUGCGCUGGACUCCCGAGGGAUGGUCGGACCAAGUGUAUGCACUCGGUAUGUGUGUAUGUACUACGUUCGGCAGACCUGCGGUGGGACACUUUGUGGUGCUGCACAACUCUCCUUUUCGUGUUCCAGGCUGUGAUCGCGGGUCCCUGAUGAUCAGACACAUUGGCAAAGGAACUAAAAGACACGAAGAGACCAUCUCAUAUGGAGGAGGGAGUAACUUCAUGAAGAAGGUCCCUCGUCGACUAAGAUAUCCAACCGCGUCAGAAAGCUACCGGAGAAAGGCGAGAGCGUGUGUGUGUCCCAAGCUGAUAGGGAUGGAUUGUUUGUGGGGAGAACUGGGGGUGAGCUGGGGGUUUGUUAGGCUGCUCGGCGAAAGGGUGGCUGAGAGAGAUUGAUUUUGAAUACGGGAGAGCGCGGGGUACCAUGACCCUUGGUCUUUGUUCUCUUUUCGAUGUUUUGUGCUGAGCCACCGGGAAACGAAAGUUUUUUUUCCAACGAACCGCUGGGGAGAGAGGGGGGAAAAAGACGUUUGUGGGGAAUUUCUUCGGGAGUUUAGGCAACCAGUGCUGUCAAUCAGGCCGGUCUUGUUCGUAUUUUUUUUUUUUUUCUCUUCAUGAUUUUCAAUGUAGGAUCUUAAGCAGACUCGAUUCCCGCACGUGCGAGAAUAGAGCAGCGAAGUUCAUUAGCAGUUGGUCAUACAGAGCCAGGACUCGGAGGAUCGACCGUCCAUCGUAGCUCACGAGAAAGAAGGUUGAAUAAUAGUUGACUAAAACUCCAUCA
Molecule: messenger RNA, 867 nt
Organism: Coccidioides immitis RS
Lineage: Eukaryota; Fungi; Ascomycota; Eurotiomycetes; Onygenales; Onygenaceae
Exons: 3
Coding region: 90-482 (130 amino acids)
Source: RefSeq, a predicted model, not a curated record